AUAUGAUAAAGUUGGAUGCAGGAGGAAGGAGAGAUGAACCAUCGCGCCGGCGGUAAGGUUUGUUGUCCUCGAUCAGCUGUGAGCUCGCCGUGUAGGGAGCUCGUAUUCCUGCUGGAAGUAAGGGAAAGGAAUCUUCGCCAGCAACCUUCGUGGUGCCAUCAGUACAAGCCUGCACGGUGCCACCAGUACAAGCCUGCACGGUGCCAUCAGUACAAGCCUGCACGGUGCCAUCAGUACAAGCCUGCACGGUGCCAUCAGGAAGAGGAACGUUCAGUAGGCACCGCUGUGCUGCCAUCGGCAGGGAUAGUCAUGGCUUCCUUUUUUGGUCUGGAUAAGCUGGUCAAAGCGGCUCGAAUUAUUAAGAAUCACGGUGGGAUUAGGGGAUCCCUGUAUCAGCUCUACAGGGUUGAUGACCUUAAGGAUGGCACGUUAGUGGGCAAGGAUGCUCUGGGGAACAAAUACUACGAAAACAAGCAGCUUACACUUGGUCGUGACCGAUGGGUAAUAUAUCACCCACGGUAUGGUAUGGAUUAUGACGGAUCUCAGGUGACAGUCGAAUGGUACGGAUGGUUACACCACAAGACCGAUAAGCCUCCAACUGAGGAAGCUCCAAUUACUUACAGCUGGGUAAGUGAACAUACAGAGAACAAAACGGGGACUGAAGAAGCAUACAUGCCAUACACCACCACCAAGCCGAAAAUUGAAGCGUGGGUUCCUCCUAAAUGCCAGUAGAUUAAUAUUUCACUUAUUUUAUCACUCUGAAUCAUAGUAAAAAAAUUGGUGUAAUAAUUAAGAUAAGUAUAUUUAUUAAGGUGAUUCUUUAAUUUGUGAGCUGUACAAUACUGCAAUUCUCUUGGACACAGUUUAUUUUUAAUUUGAGUAAAGUUCCAUUUCAUGAAGCACAAUUGUAUUUAGAGAUGGCAUACUGUGCUCAGGAUUUUUGGCUUAUCAAUAGUUAUGGAUGAUGUAUGAUUUAUUUUGUCAAUCUAAUGUAAAACUCUUUAAUUUUCUUUGUACAAUUAGUUUUCAUGGUCAAAGAAUGUUUGAUCUUCAGAAACAAACUUUUUGUUGAUUAAAUUUUGGUAAAUUUAUUCACACAUCAAUUGUUAUUGAUUCACCUCUUAUUUUAUUGCAUUGUCUGAGAAAAUAUUUUAGGAAUGAUGCCAUGUUUUUUCACACUUAAAAUGGAAUACCAUUAGCUUGUCGAGUAAAACUGUUCAGUAGUAAGAGAGAUCCCAUCUUGUGACACCAGGCUUAUUCCUGUAGUACUAUUAUAAAUGUAUGUGAAAUGCUGUGGGUUAAUGCAAUAUAGAAUAUAAAUGAAAAUUAUAUAUUUUUAACACUAUCCUGGCCUGAGUAGCAUCACACGUCUCUCCAAUUAGUUCAAAAAGGUUAAAGUACUUGUACAGCAUUAAGUAAACUUAUCUACUGAAAUUCAAAGCCACCAAGUUGAUGUCUCUCAAGUCUUUGAUAAUAAAGUUUUAAAGUGUAAAUCACUUUGUAAAUAUGUAUGUAACAAUAAAAAUAUAGAGAA
Molecule: messenger RNA, 1534 nt
Organism: Procambarus clarkii (red swamp crayfish)
Lineage: Eukaryota; Metazoa; Arthropoda; Malacostraca; Decapoda; Cambaridae
Gene: ND-B17.2
Product: NADH dehydrogenase (ubiquinone) B17.2 subunit
Biological process (GO): response to oxidative stress; mitochondrial respiratory chain complex I assembly
Cellular component (GO): membrane
Source: RefSeq, a predicted model, not a curated record